AUGCUUCUCAAGAAGGUAUUUCUCGCCUUCGGCUUCGUGUCGGCAGGAUGGGCCGCCACCACCAUCGAACCAUUCAGCUAUACAAACGAAACCUUCCUCCUGCACGGCAAACCCUUCCAAAUGAUCGGCGGCCAGAUGGACCCGCAGCGAAUCCCGCACGAACUAUGGAGCGAUAGACUCGCAAAAGCACGCGCUAUGGGUCUGAACACGAUCUUCUCCUACGUAUUUUGGGACCAGCUCGAGCCUGUCCAAGGGAAGUGGGAAACGAGCGGGAACAACGACAUCGCGAAGUAUUUCAAAACUGCACAGGAGCACGGGUUGAACGUCGUUCUUCGGCCUGGGCCGUAUAUCUGCGGCGAACAUGAAUGGGGCGGAUUCCCGUUCUGGCUGAGUGAAGUUCCCGGCAUGGUCGUUCGCUCGAAUAAUAAACCCUUUCUCUCUGCGACGAAGUCGUAUCUGCAGAAUCUGGCGAGAGAUUUGAAACCGCUUCUCAUUACGAAUGGGGGGCCGAUUUUGAUGGUUCAGGUUGAGAAUGAAUAUGGUUCUUACGGUGAUGAUCAUGUGUAUAUUGGUGCGAUGAGAGAUAUGCUCAAAGCUGCAUUUGGCAAUAAGGUGCAUCUGUACACGAACGAUGGCGGCGGCGAGUCUAUGAUCAAGGGCGGACAGAUCUCUGGGGUAUUGGCGGAGUCGGAUGGAGAUCCGAAGACUGGAUUUGCUGCUCGUGAUCAAUAUGUGACUGAUCCUAGCAGUUUGGGGCCGCAACUUGAUGGCGAGUACUACGUGACUUGGCUCGAUCAGUGGGCCAGCAACAAUACCUUCCAGACAGAUUCGGGGAAUACGAAAAGUAUCCAAGGCGUUCAGUCCGAUCUUGAUUGGAUUUUGAAUCAAAAUGCCUCCUUCAGCAUCUAUAUGGUCCACGGUGGAACAAACUGGGGAUUCCAGAAUGGUGCGGACUGGGGAGAUUCCCUAGAACCCAUUACUACCAGCUACGAUUACGGUUCCCCCAUUGACGAGAGUGGUCGAACGAACGACAUUUAUCGCGCUAUUCGGCAGACCAUCGCUUCGCAUGUCGGAGAGGAUAAUAUCCCGGAUGUCAUAGAUGAGGAGCCUUUGAUUGAGAUUUCGAAUAUCAAGCUCAAUCCCAGCAGCAAGCUGUUUGAUUCCCUACCAGACCCAGUUUUGAAGAGGUCUCCCAUCAAUAUGGAGGCUCUUGGCCAGGCUGUUGGUUUCAUUCUUUAUCGCCAUGUUGCUACCUCUGCCACUAAGGGCAAUAUCGAUGUCGGAGACUACCCCAGAGACCGAAUUCUCAUCUAUGUGAACGGUUAUCGAGUCGGCGUGAUCGACAGCCUAUAUGUGGCGCCAAAUACGGUUGAAUUGAAUCUCAAGAAGAACGACGUGCUAGAUCUUCUAGUCGAAAAUAUGGGCCGUGUCAACUAUGGCGAGCGGAUUGUUGAACAGCGUAAGGGCAUUGUGGGCAACGUUACCCUGGGCGACAACGUGCUGUCGAACUGGCAGAUCUACCCACUUCCACUUGCGUCGCCACCAGAAUCGUCCUCCGGCAGUGUUCAGGUCUCAAACACAUCAGGCCCCGUAUUCUUCGAAAGCACUUUCAAUGUGGAUAAGGUGGGCGAUACAUUCCUCGAACUCCCUGGUUGGACCAAAGGAGUCGUCUGGGUGAACGGAGUGAACCUAGGGCGUUACUGGACGAUCGGACCUCAGCAAACACUAUAUCUGCCUGGCUGCUAUCUAAAGGAGAAGAAUAACAAGAUAGAGGUACUUGCUUUGGAGCCUACAGGUGAAGAAGGUUCUGUCCGCGGCAUCACGACGCGGAAUUGGGGGAAUAAUCCAGAUCCCGAUGCGCCGUCGGGGUAG
Molecule: messenger RNA, 1872 nt
Organism: Penicillium manginii
Lineage: Eukaryota; Fungi; Ascomycota; Eurotiomycetes; Eurotiales; Aspergillaceae
Exons: 1
Coding region: 1-1872 (623 amino acids)
Biological process (GO): carbohydrate metabolic process
Cellular component (GO): vacuole
Molecular function (GO): beta-galactosidase activity
Source: RefSeq, a predicted model, not a curated record